AUGGCUAGUGGUUCGUUGGCCAGAAAUUUGAAGACAGUUUCAAACUUGGCACCGAGGUCGGUAAUUACAUGGGAUCGUGCUGAACGCAUCAGACGAAACAAAGAAAUUUGGGAUAAUAAAGAUUCUGUCGUGCAUCGAUUACCACGACAUUACAAAGAAAAAUACUGGGAAUAUGUACUAAGCGAAGCGACUCCAGUGCAUUAUCGUAAACCGACAUCUAGGUAUGAAUGGGAUUCUAAACGUCGUAUAAUGGUGGAAGUAGAAGAAUAUCCUAUAAUUGGUUUUCGUCCACCAGAAGCUGAUCGCGGAUUAUGGGGAGGGGAAACGUUAGUGAAAGGUUACAUUGAAUCACGUCCGUAUACGAAGAAAAAGGUCUUACCAAGACAGUGGGUACCACAUUUUUUCUUCCCGUAUCUGAAAAAUGCUAUUGUAUAUUCGGAAGUUUUGGACAAAUAUAUGAAAAUCAUAGUGACGGAACGUACUUGUCGAUUGAUCGAUCAUCACUUUGGACUUGAUUUAUAUCUGCUCGAAACACCUGAAAUCGAUAUUGCUUCGAAACUCGGAAAUAAACUAAAACGAGAAAUACUGCUCACAUUAGCUAAAGAGACUUAUUUUCCUGAUAAUCCAGAGCGACACAAUUAUAUAAAACAAAAGUAUGCCAAGUUUUUGAUGCCAGUGGAGGAAGCAGAAUGGAUUGGUUUAGAUUUGAACGAAGCAUGCAUAAAACAACAAGAAAUUGAGGACAGUAUCAAACCGGAACCAGAGAAGUAUAAGUUUGAGUUGGAGCUAAUUAAGCGUUUAUCAAGUGGUGAAGAGAAUCCGGAUUAUGACACAGUAAUCAAACAAUUAGAAACAAAGUCAGUAGUCGGUGAAAACGCAAAGAAAGCGAUGUGCAUGAUGAAGCAGAGGUUUAAUAAAUUAGUUAAUCGGAUACAAAAUGUAAAUUGA
Molecule: messenger RNA, 948 nt
Organism: Thelazia callipaeda (thelaziosis nematode)
Lineage: Eukaryota; Metazoa; Nematoda; Chromadorea; Rhabditida; Thelaziidae
Source: the annotation of a GenBank genome assembly